CAAACGUGCUUAUCGAAAACAAACAGAAAUUUUAAACGGCGGGCGGCAUGGCUAUCUGAAUAAUAUAGGCUCUACCGGCGUUUUAUUCGUCGUCGUAGUCACGCGUUUAGGCCGCAGUUCACGUUUAGUAGUCGAGUACCGCUGAAACGACGCCGAGUGACAAAGUAACAAAAAAAAAAAUAAAUUGUACAUUUUCUGCGAACAUGUUGAAAAUCGGAUUUUUCGGUGCCGGCAAAAUGGCCCAGGCGUUGGCCAAAGGUUUCUUGACGGCCGGUCUCGUCAAAGGAGAAAACAUCACGGCCAGCUGCGCUCCACAAGACACGCAGUGCGUUAAAGCUUUCGAGGGAUUCGGAUCGACGGUGACUUUCGACAACCGGUCGGUGGCCGACAACGCGGACGUCCUACUGUUGGCCGUCAAACCGUCCGUGGUCAAGACGGUACUGGACCAGAUCCGUCCGAAUUUCACGUCCAGCAAACACCUGCUGCUGUCCGUCGCCAUGGGCGUCACCGUAAAUCAGCUGGAAGAGCUCUUACCGGAAGGCUCAAGGGUGAUGCGAGUGAUGCCCAACACGCCUGCAUUGGUUCAGUGCGGCGCUUCCGUGUAUGUGCCAGGCAAACGGGCGACGGACGAAGACGAGAAGCUGACGGCAAAACUUUUGUCGUCCGUGGGCACGGCGGAGCGCGUGCAAGAGUACUUGAUGGAUCCGAUCACAGCGCUCAGCGGUUCCGGUCCGGCAUACGUAUACGUUAUUAUCGAAGCGCUGGCCGACGGUGCCGUUCGCAUGGGCAUGCCUAGAGACAUGGCCUAUAGAUUAGCGUCACAGACAGUCCUGGGCGCGGGGACCAUGGUUCGAGAUACACAAGAACAUCCGGGAAAACUCAAGGAUGACGUUACCUCACCAGCGGGUUCUACGGCGGCCGGUCUCUGUGCUCUGGAAAAUGGCGGUCUAAGGUAUACGAUCAUCGACGCUUUGGAAAAAGCUACGGAAAAAUGUAAGGAAACAUCAAAGGCACUUUAAAAGAUUUGUUAGUCGAUUUGACCAUGAUCGUGAACAUUCAUAUUCACUGUAAUAUAUAGACUAAUUGACAGGUUUUUUUUAAAAAUGAUUUAACUGUUUAAAUUUGUAUUAUACAUGUUUUAUAUUUUGUUAUUAAUUUUAUUUAUUUUUUAUAACUGUGUUCAAAGUACAUUUGUACUUAUAUCUAUAAUGUUUAUUAUUUAUUGUAUAUUUUCUUGAUUAAGUAAAUUACCUAAUUAAAUAGUUCAAGUUUUAUGAAGA
This is a messenger RNA of Rhopalosiphum maidis (corn leaf aphid), 1280 nucleotides long. It is a transcript of the gene P5cr-2, whose product is annotated as pyrroline-5-carboxylate reductase 1, mitochondrial. The coding region runs from base 204 to 1019 and encodes 271 amino acids. The transcript is spliced from 7 exons. NCBI's taxonomy places the organism in Eukaryota, Metazoa, Arthropoda, Insecta, Hemiptera, Aphididae. Gene Ontology annotation, molecular function: pyrroline-5-carboxylate reductase activity. Gene Ontology annotation, biological process: L-proline biosynthetic process. The record is from RefSeq and is a predicted model, not a curated record.